AUGCAAAACUCCCAGAAAGGAUUUCUUCCUUUCAGACAUGGAGUUCCUCUGUCUAAUGACCAAAGGCCUACGAAUCUUAAGGAAGAAAAUAUGAUGAGACAGGUUCCUUAUGCUUCAGCAGUGGGAAGUCUCAUGUAUGCCAUGCUUUGUACUAGACCAGAUAUCUGUUAUUCAGUUGGCAUGGUCAGUCGAUAUCAAUCAAAUCCAGGACUAAAACAUUGGCAAGCUAUAAAUCAUAUUCUCAAGUAUCUACGGAGAAUGAGAGGUUAUAUGCUUGUUUACCGGUGUGAGGAUUUGAUUCCCAUUGGUUAUACAGAUUCAAAUUUUCAAUUAGAUCUUGAUUUCAGAAGUUCCACUUCAGGUUAUGUAUUCACCUUGGGAGGUAGAGCCAUAAGUUGGAGGAGUGUUAAGCAAUCGUGUAUUGCUAACUCCACCAUGGAAGCUGACUAUGUUGCUGCUUGUGAAGUGGCAAAGGAAGUUGUUUGGCUCAAGAAAUUCCUUUUUGAUCUUGGUGUUAUGAGAAUAGAGAAAGUUCCUAUCACAUUGUUUUGUGAUAAUAUUGGAGCGGAUGCACAAUCCAAAGCUUCAAGGAAUCACAAGAAAGGAAAGCACAUUGAAAGAAAGUACCACAUUAUUCUAGACAUUGUUGCUCGAGGAGAUGUAGUAGUAGUAAAGAUAGAUGGUGCAAAUAAGCUAGCAAAUUCCUUUAACAAAGCCUUGCCCCAAAGGACCUUUAAGUCACAUGUGGAAGGAAUGGGAGUUAGAUUAGUACACAAUAGUCUUUAG
Molecule: messenger RNA, 786 nt
Organism: Quercus robur (English oak)
Lineage: Eukaryota; Viridiplantae; Streptophyta; Magnoliopsida; Fagales; Fagaceae
Product: secreted RxLR effector protein 161-like
Exons: 1
Coding region: 1-786 (261 amino acids)
Source: RefSeq, a predicted model, not a curated record